CUCCCCCAGCUGCACGCUGCGUGACUGCUCGUUGGCUGUUUAGGACGGAAGCUCGUUUGGUGUUUCUCCAGAAGUUUCCCCUUAGGGCGGCGGCGAAGCUGGUAACUGCGGUGGCUGUCUCUCAGGCCGCUACAACUGUAGUUUGGAGAUGGCGGCGCCUGCUGCAGGACCUGCAACAGCCCAGCGGUUUUCCCAGACCUUCUCAGAUAAUCUGAUCGAGGAGGACCCUCAGGCGGCGUUAGAGGAGCUGACUAAAACUUUGGAACAGAAACCAGAUGAUGCACAGUAUUACUGUCAAAGAGCUUACUGUCACAUUCUGCUUGGGAAUUACUGUGGUGGUGUUGCUGAUGCAAAAACUUCCCUAAAACUCAACCCUACUAAUACCACUGCUAUGCUGAGAAAAGGGAUAUGUGAAUACUAUGAGAAAAACUAUGCUGCUGCUCUAGAAACUUUUACAGAAGGACAAAAAUUAGAUAGUGCAGAUGCUGAUUUUAUUGUCUGGAUUAAAAGAUGUCAAGAGGCACAGAAUGGAUCAGAGUCUGAGGUGAGGACACUGUCAAAAAUUAAGUAUGACUGGUACCAAACAGAAUCUCAAGUAAUUGUAACACUUAUGAUUAAGAAUGUUCAGAAAAAUGAUGUAAAUGUGGAAUUUUCAGAAAAAAAGUUGUCUGCUUUGGUGAAGCUUCCAUCUGGAGAGGAUUACAAUUUGAAACUGAGACUGCUUCAUCCUAUAAUACCAGAACAGAGUACAUUUAAAGUACUUUCUACAAAGAUUGAAAUUAAAAUGAAAAAGACAGAGGCUGUAAGAUGGGAAAAGCUAGAGGGACAAGGAGAUGUGCCCACAUCCAGACAGUUCCUAGCAGAUGUAAAGAACUUAUAUCCAUCUUCGUCUCAUUAUACAAGAAAUUGGGAUAAAUUGGUUGGUGAGAUCAAAGAAGAAGAGAAGAAUGAGAAGCUGGAGGGAGAUGCAGCUUUAAACAAGUUAUUUCAGCAGAUCUAUUCAGAUGGCUCUGAUGAAGUCAAACGUGCCAUGAACAAAUCAUUUAAUGAUUGCCCCAAAUAUUUGGCUACUAGAAGAUGGAAUCUGGUGGUACAGUUUUGAGUACAAACUGGUCUGAUGUAGGUAAAAGGAAAGUUGAAAUCAACCCUCCUGAUGAUAUGGAAUGGAAAAAAUACUAAAUAAAUUAAUUU
Messenger RNA from Octodon degus (degu), 1191 nucleotides. RefSeq names its product protein SGT1 homolog. The record is from RefSeq and is a predicted model, not a curated record. Gene Ontology annotation, molecular function: protein-folding chaperone binding. Bases 149 to 1102 code for a protein of 317 amino acids. Gene Ontology annotation, biological process: protein stabilization. Lineage: Eukaryota; Metazoa; Chordata; Mammalia; Rodentia; Octodontidae. The transcript has 14 exons.